This is a messenger RNA of Rotaria sp. Silwood2, 1464 nucleotides long. The record is from the annotation of a GenBank genome assembly. NCBI's taxonomy places the organism in Eukaryota, Metazoa, Rotifera, Eurotatoria, Philodinida, Philodinidae.
AUGCUAUUUCAUUUAUUUAUUCUUACUAUCGUGUCAGAUCUAUUAAUACAUGGUGCUAUUGGAGAUCCAAGUGGCGAUAUUAAUGAUCAUUUAGAAAAAGGAAAGAAAUUAUUAGCUAGUGGACAAUUAGUAGAUGCUUUAUCAGAAUUUCAUUUAGCAAUUGAUGCUGAUCCAAAAAAUUAUAUUGCUUAUUUUCGACGUGCUGCUGUUUAUUUAGGUAUGGGAAAAUCUAAAGCAGCAUUACCUGAUUUAAAUAAAGUUAUUGAAAUUAAACCAGAUUUUCUUGCUGCUCGUAUGCAACGAGGAAAUUUAUUAUUAAAACAAGGAGAUUUUGAUGAAGCAAAAAUUGAUUUUGAAAGUAUAUUAACAUCAGAUUCAACAAAUAAGGAAGCACGUAAUCAAUUUGAAUUAACUAAAAACAUGGGUCAAACAAGUCAAGAAGCAAAGAAUGCACACGCAAAACAUGAUUAUACUAAAACUAUUGAACUUCUUUCAACAAUAAUUGAGCAUUGUCCAUGGGCAAUAACAUUACGUGAAUUACGUGCUGAUAGUUAUUUAAAAUCGGGUGAUCUAUCAAAAGCAGUUAGUGAUUUUAAAGCUACAGCAAAAUUAGUACCUGAUAAUACUCAAGCAUAUCUUAAAAUAAGUCAAUUACUAUACACUAUGGGUGACGCUGACGAUAGUUUAACAAAUAUUCGUGAAUGUCUUAAAUUAGAUGCUGAUCAUAAAGAAUGUCAUUCACAUUAUACUAAAGUUAAAAAAUUAGCUAAACAACUUGAAUCAAUACGUGAUGCAAUAAGUCAAUCGAAUUGGAAAGAAUGUCUUGAUAAAGCUAAUCAAAUUCUUAAACUUUCAUCAGAUCCAUCAUCAAAUGCAUUUAUAUAUCGUGCGCAUUCAUCAUUAUGUACAUGUAUGUCAAAAGGAAAAUCUCCAACUAAAGAUACAAUUAAAAAAUGUACAGAAGUUUUAGAUACAUAUCAUGUAUCUGAUGCUGAAAUAUUAAUAAGUCGUGCUGAAGCAUAUAUAUUAAAUGAAGAAUUAGAAUUAGCAUUAGCUGAUUAUCAACGUGCACAUGAAAGUGAAGAUUCACAACGUGUUAAUGAUGGUAUAAAACGUGUACAAAAAUUAAUAAAACAAUCGAAAAAACGUGAUUAUUAUAAAAUAUUAAAUGUAAGAAGAACAGCAAAUAAAGCUGAAAUUUUAAAAGCUUUUAGAAAACUUGCUAUUAAAUGGCAUCCAGAUAAAUAUGAAGGUGAAGAUAAGAAAAAAGCAGAAAAAAUGUUUAUUGAUAUAGCUGCAGCUAAAGAAGUUUUAACUGAUCAAGAAAAACGUGCUAAAUUUGAUGCUGGUGAUGAUCCAUUGGAUGCCGAAGAGCAAGCUCAACAACAUAAUCCAUUUCAUGGUUUUAAUCCAUUCGGUGCUGGUAAUGGACAAGGCUUUACAUUUCGAUUUCAUUUUAAUUAA